Soboliphyme baturini is the source of this 249-nucleotide messenger RNA. The record is from the annotation of a GenBank genome assembly. NCBI's taxonomy places the organism in Eukaryota, Metazoa, Nematoda, Enoplea, Dioctophymatida, Soboliphymatidae.
AUGCUCACCGACUACCUGAUCUACGUGAAGACUAGCGACCGCUUUGGUGCCGGCACUGACGCCGAUGUCUUCAUUCAACUGGUGGGAGAUGACGGCAUCAGCGACGAAUGGCAGUUGAGAAAGUCUCAGCACCUGAACAAGUUCGAGCGGAAUCAGAUCGACCAGUUUACCUUCUACCAGCAGCACUGCGUCGGCAACAUUCGCAAAAUCAUCAUCAGACACAGCAAUACGGGUGAGGUAGCUUUUUAA